Molecule: messenger RNA, 1443 nt
Organism: Colletotrichum higginsianum IMI 349063
Lineage: Eukaryota; Fungi; Ascomycota; Sordariomycetes; Glomerellales; Glomerellaceae
Exons: 2
Coding region: 1-1443 (480 amino acids)
Source: RefSeq, a predicted model, not a curated record
AUGUCGCCCAUCAUGCCUUCGGUCGUCAAAUUCAAUAUUCCGGCGUCUGCGCGCUCGUUUCACCCCUUUUCGAGGCUGCCCCCCGAGAUUCGCUCCCAGAUUUGGGAGCACGCGAUCCUCGAUCCCGGCAUGCAUUUCCUCCGUCUCAAGACUGCUGCUCGCGUCGCGCACAUACCCUCACCGCUUAUGACCAUCCCUGUCGACGACGAUGACGAUGGGGAACGGUCUGACCCUCUUCUUGACUUCAGCCGAGAAUCACUCCCCUCGGCGCUCUGGCCCGCCACCCUGGAGCCCCGAUACCCGACACCUCAAGCCAAUCUUUCCAACUACGUUACCCUCAACCGUACCCUCUCCAAGUUGUCGGUCACCUGUUUCGAGGCCGCGACGGUCGUUCGACGUCUGAUCAACCAGCCUGGGAGUGUCAAGUUGAGCGGCGGUCGGGUUGUGUCGCUGGCCUCGUCGUCCGACGUGGUGUGCCUGGAGUACCUGUCCGCCGACAACUUCCGCAGCUGGUGUCGUAUGUCGUUGGACAUUGAAUGCCAAGAACUUGCCAACAUACGCCAUGUGGCCAUACCAUACUGCCACGGCUGGGAGGCCGCGGGCACCGCCUUUCGCUGCAGCCACUGUGGCAGCCAGCAUGGCUCGCGUGUGAGGAAAGUCUACCCCGUCCACCUAUACGAGUUCCUUGCACGUCACCUGCCGAAUCUCGAGACCUUUUACUUUAUCGACUAUCUAAUCGUAAAGAAAUCUCUUGGGGCCAACUCGACGGAGGAAGCCCUUCAAGAAGCCGACCCAAUAGUGACCGAUGUCCCGACCCCGGCUCCAGAACACCGGGCUGAGAAGUCCGACAAGCGCAAAAAGGAGGACGCCCUUGAUGGGAACCCGUCACCAGACAAGGCGGUCGAUCCGGCCAAGGCCUCCAAUCCUGGCACCGUCAUCGGAAUCCUUGAAGCAAACCAGGCCAGCCCGGACAAUAAGACCAGACGCUUGGGCAAGACUUUCCGGAGCGAAGGCAGGAUCUUUCGAGAACUUGAAGAGGAUGAGUGGAAUGUCAAAUCUAGUGUUGUCGACACCCUGUCCUGGAUUCAGAAGAGAUUCAUGAUAUACGCCACCGGCAGCAAGCUCAGCAAACACGCGCAUCCCGACAAGGUCAAGUUCAAGGUGUUGGCCUGCGAAUGGAUCAACAGGGACUCGGAGAUACUCCCGAGACUGAAAAGGGCAGCCCCCAUGAUUAGGAAGCAUGUCAACAAGAGAUUGCGACCCUUGCCGGAAAGAUCGUCACCAAGGAGACUACUGUCGGCCAAGCCAGGCGCGACGCCCUUGUCGCCCUUGUCGCCACGGUCAUCCGUGACGACAUCUCCAGUUUUGAAAGACAAGCUCGGAUUCGUUUUUGGAAAAGAGAGCGAUAGUGCCUUUGAGUUUAGCACGGAAACCGAGCCUUGA